This is a messenger RNA of Tauraco erythrolophus (red-crested turaco), 426 nucleotides long. Lineage: Eukaryota; Metazoa; Chordata; Aves; Musophagiformes; Musophagidae. The record is from RefSeq and is a predicted model, not a curated record.
GGGCACUGACUCCCCCCCCUGCAGGGUGCAACUGGCCGUCAACCGCCGCACGGAAGAAGCCGUCGCCGUGAAAAUCGUGGACACGACGCGGGCGGCCGACUGCCCGGAGAACAUCAAGAAGGAAAUCUGCAUCAACAAGAUGCUCAACCACGAGAACGUCGUCCGGUUUUACGGGCACCGGCGCGAGGGCACCACGCAGUACCUCUUCCUCGAGUACUGCCGCGGCGGCGAGCUCUUCGACCGCAUCGAGCCGGAUAUCGGGAUGCCGGAGCCGGAGGCUCAACGUUUCUUCCAGCAGCUGAUCGCUGGUGUGGUCUACCUGCACGGCAUCGGCAUCACCCACCGCGACCUGAAGCCGGAGAACCUGCUGCUGGACGAGCGAGAUAACCUGAAAAUCUCCGAUUUCGGCUUGGCCACCGUCUUCAG